AUGCAGAUCUCGCCGCCAUCGCACAACUCAAGUGACUCCCCAAGAUCUCGCCCAAGUUCUUCUAAAGGUUUUUUAUCCAACUUGUCAUCAGCCUACACCACAACAGCAAGCGCGCUAGAGGUCGAGGACCAGCUACUAGACGUGGGAGUUCGUCAUCAUACUCUGGAUCACCUAGUCCACGGAAGUUUUUAA
Molecule: messenger RNA, 192 nt
Organism: Prunus armeniaca (apricot)
Lineage: Eukaryota; Viridiplantae; Streptophyta; Magnoliopsida; Rosales; Rosaceae
Source: the annotation of a GenBank genome assembly